Molecule: messenger RNA, 800 nt
Organism: Sapajus apella (tufted capuchin)
Lineage: Eukaryota; Metazoa; Chordata; Mammalia; Primates; Cebidae
Product: carcinoembryonic antigen-related cell adhesion molecule 21-like
Biological process (GO): heterophilic cell-cell adhesion
Cellular component (GO): cell surface
Source: RefSeq, a predicted model, not a curated record
AGGUGUGGAAGGAAAGUCAUAUCUGAAGAAGACAAAUGGCCUCAGCAGGUCCUAAGGACCAAACACACACAGCAGGGAAGAGGAGGAAGCAGGAGGCAGGACUGAGAGGGGAGGGGACAGAGGGGUGUCCUGGGCAGAGCCCCACCCUUGCCCUGGCCCUGAUAAGUGCACCUGUCCUGGAAGGAGGCUCAGCACAGAGGGAGGAAGGACAGCAGAGCCCACAGUCACAGCAGCCCUGACAAGAGCGUUCCUGGAGCCCAAGCUUCUCCAUACAGAGGACAGAGCAGGCAGCAGAGGCCAUGAGGCCCCCCUCAGCCCGUCCCCACAGAGCGCACAUCCCCUGGCAGUGGCUUCUGCUCACAGGGCCAGUGGUUCAGCCUUCCAUCCAAGCCAGCGCAAGCAACACAGUCACGGAACAGAAGGACUGUGUGGUCCCGACCUGCCUCACAAGUGACACGGGAACCUCCAUUCAGUGGACCUUCAGUGACCACAGUCUGCAGGUCACAGAGAACGUGAGGCUGUCCUGGGACCACUGCAUGCUCAGCAUAGACCCCAUUAGGAGGGAGAACUCUGGGGAGGGUCAGUGUGAGGUCUCCCACGCGGCCAGCUCCUGCAGAAGUGAGCCCCUCACACUGACUGUGAAACACCAGCCACCUCAGUCCCCCCACAAGUUAGUCAGCUCUAAAUCGAUGCUUUUCCUGUAAAAUGGUGGUAAAUCACCCACUUCCUUUGUAGAGCCCUUGGGAAGAGCAAUGGGAUGGAGGUGGAAGGUCCUUGGAGAACUUGUCAAUAAAUGCUCA